AUGAAGCUGAACCCGGAGAAAUAUGCCUUUGGUGCAGCCUCAGGUUUGGAACUUGCAGAAGAGGUGGGGAUUGAACAAGUUGAAAUCAAAAGCGACUCACAACUUAUGUAUUUGGAAAAGGUGCGAGAACUACUGCGCCAGUUUCAAGUAUGGAAAGUUGUUCAAAUACCAAGAGAAGAGAACAUGGAAGCUGAUGCAUUAACAAACCUGGGAGUAGUAGCUGAUGUGUCAAACACGAAAAAUGCAAUGGUGUUAGAAGAAUCAAAAGGCAACUGGCCGGAAGUGCUGCCUAGGGUAUUAUGGGCCUAUAGGACAACGACAAAAAUUAGCACGGUAGAAACUCCAUUUUUGCUUGUUUAUGGUACCGAGGCAUUUAUUCCAGAGGAUAUAGGGGAGCCAAGCACGAGGUUCAAGCAUGCAAAUGAAGCAUCGGAUGAGGAAGAAUUUCGUACAAAUUUAGAUUUGAUAGAGGAACGAAGGGAAAUAGUCUUGAUAUGGAUGGCAAUGCAAAAGCAAAGGAAUGAGCGCUAUUACAAUAGAAGUACAAAUCUUCGAUACUUUAAGAUUUGGGACUUUGUCCUUAAGAAGGUGCUUCGAUCAACACAUGCGGCAAAUGUGGGAAAAUUGAGUCCGAAUUGGGAAAGUCCAUAUCGAGUUAAAGACAUUACUGGAAAAGGAGCGUAUGAGUUGGACACCAUGGAUGGAAAAAUGUUACCUUCCAAUUAG
Nicotiana tabacum (common tobacco) is the source of this 726-nucleotide messenger RNA. The record is from RefSeq and is a predicted model, not a curated record. NCBI's taxonomy places the organism in Eukaryota, Viridiplantae, Streptophyta, Magnoliopsida, Solanales, Solanaceae.